Molecule: messenger RNA, 2253 nt
Organism: Tupaia belangeri chinensis (Chinese tree shrew)
Lineage: Eukaryota; Metazoa; Chordata; Mammalia; Scandentia; Tupaiidae
Gene: ZBTB7B
Product: zinc finger and BTB domain containing 7B
Biological process (GO): regulation of transcription by RNA polymerase II; positive regulation of gene expression
Molecular function (GO): RNA polymerase II cis-regulatory region sequence-specific DNA binding; protein binding; DNA-binding transcription factor activity, RNA polymerase II-specific
Source: RefSeq, a predicted model, not a curated record
CGAGGAGGAAGAGGAGGAGGAAGAGGAUGGUGCUUUGGAAGCUGCUUCCUCGUUUGCACAGUUUACAGUGUACUGAAUGCUUUAGUGAGAGAACCGGAGCGAGAACCGGAGCUGAGGCACCUGGUCGCGGCGCCUCAGAGACCUGGCUCACUGUGAAUCUGAACUCAGCGGCCUCUCCUGGGGCUGUGAGGGGCUUCCACCACAACUACCGCUACCCCACUUUGCAGAUGACAGAGGGCAGCUGCCAGAGCACCCAGCACCCUCAGCCGAUUCUGCAUGCAGCCCAGGCUGGGACCCAGGCACCCCAUCUCCAUCCAGCCCAGUGUUCCUGAGCAGAUGGCUCUCCAGCAGCGGAUCAGGAAGGCAGGGCUGCUGCCUUCAACCAGGCAGAAUAGCAAAGUCCAGUGGUUUGGAGAAGAUGGGGAGCCCCGAGGAUGACCUGAUUGGGAUUCCGUUCCCCGACCACAGCAGCGAGCUCCUGAGCUGCCUCAAUGAGCAGCGCCAGCUAGGCCACCUCUGCGACCUCACCAUCCGGACGCAGGGCCUGGAAUACCGUACCCACAGGGGGCCGGCCGCCGGGGGUGCAGGGGCCGGAGUGUGCGAGCUGGACUUCGUAGGGCCGGAGGCGCUGGGCGCCCUGCUGGAGUUUGCCUACACAGCCACCCUGACUACCAGCAGCGCCAACAUGCCGGCUGUGCUGCAGGCGGCCCGGCUGCUGGAGAUCCCGUGCGUCAUCGCCGCCUGCAUGGAGAUUCUGCAGGGCAGCGGGCUAGAAGCCCCCAGCCCCGACGAGGAUGACUGUGAGCGAGCCCGCCAGUACCAGGAGGCCUUCCCCACAGCCACGGCCUCCGCCUCAGCCUCAGGAGUUCACAAUGGUGAAGACAGCCCUCCACAGGUGCCCCUCCCGCCACCGCCACCACCACCUAGGCCUGUCGCCCGCCGCAGCCGCAAGCCCCGCAAAGCUUUCCUGCAAACCAAGGGGGCCCGGGCGAACCACCUAGUACCAGAGGUGCCCUCGGUGCCUACACACCCCUUGACCUAUGAGGAGGAGGAAGUGGUGGGCAGAGGGGGCAGCAGUGGGGGCAGUGGGCUGGGGGACAGCUACAGCCCUCCCACAGGGACUGCCUCACCUCCUGAGGGGCCUCUGAGCUAUGAGGCCUAUGAGGGGGAGGAAGAAGAGGAGGAGCUGGUCUACCCCCCUGCCUAUGCCCUGGCACAGGGCAGUGGGCCUCCGCUGUCUCCAGAGGAGCUAGGCUCGGAUGAAGAUGCCAUUGAUCCUGACCUGAUGGCCUAUCUAAGCUCCCUGCACCAGGAUGCCCUAACACCGGGCUUGGACGGCCAGGACAAGCUGGUGCGCAAACGCCGCUCCCAGAUGCCCCAGGAGUGCCCGGUCUGCCAUAAGAUCAUCCACGGAGCAGGCAAGCUGCCGCGCCACAUGCGAACCCACACGGGCGAGAAGCCCUUUGCCUGCGAAGUCUGCGGCGUCCGCUUCACACGGAACGACAAGCUCAAGAUCCACAUGCGGAAGCACACAGGAGAGCGCCCCUACUCGUGCCCGCACUGCCCGGCCCGCUUCCUGCACAGCUAUGACCUCAAGAACCACAUGCACCUGCACACGGGGGACCGGCCCUACGAGUGCCACCUGUGCCACAAGGCUUUCGCCAAGGAGGACCACCUGCAGCGCCACCUCAAGGGCCAGAACUGCCUGGAGGUGCGCACCCGGCGGCGCCGCAAGGACGAUGCGCCACCCCACUAUCCACCACCCUCCGCCACCACCCCUUCCCCGGCUGGUCUCGACCUCUCCAACGGCCACCUGGACUCCUUCCGCCUCUCUCUGGCUCGAUUCUGGGAGCAGUCAGCCCCAACCGGGCCCCCGGUCUCCACCCCGGGGCCUCCUGAUGACGACGACGAGGAGGGAGCACCCACCACACCCCAGGCUGAAGGUGCCAUGGAGUCCUCUUAAAGAGGGAAGAGUGGCCAGGCUGGAGCAGCACAAGGCCAGGGUCACCCAUGCCAAGCAGUGGGAGCACGCGGGACCGACAACUGGGGUCAGGGCUACUUGAUGGCGCAGAGCCCUCAUUCCAACUCCAAGCUGAGAAGGGUUUGGGGCAGAGGCUCCCCAGAUCGGAGUGACCCCCCCAAGGCGUGAAACAUAUGACAUGUAUAUAUUUACAGCUCUAUUGUAAAGGUGGGGUCCCUGUCCCCAGCUGCUCCUGGGGAGUAGAAGCAAUAAUGUAUUUCUGAUUGUGGGGU